AAAUGCCUUUUGAAGACAAUGCAGACUGAUCCUCACUGGAAAAUCAAGGCCUUUGCCAUCAGAGCAUUGGGCCAAAUAGGCCAUGUUAGCCCCCUGCUGAAACAUCUUCUUCUUUGGGCUAUUCACUAUGAGGAGGAGCCAGGAGUACGAAAGGAGGCCUGUCGUGCCAUUGUCACCCUCCACUUGCAGGACGAAAGUGUUCAGGCCACCUUAUUGGAGAGAGUGAUUCUGGAGCCAAAUGAGAUGGUCAGAGAGGAAAUGAAUCGAGCUAUGAAGGCUCUCAACUUUCAACAUAAAGAGGAUCAGAAAACAGUUGAGAAAAUCAAGAAUGAGAUUUCCAGCCUCAGCCAAAAGGCAUUGGUGACCCAGAAACUGCUGAAACUUGAAGAGAUUAUAGACCAUCUGUGGCAGAAAGCCAAUCGAAUCUAUCAUGCGGAGGAGCAUAGCUCUGACUACAAGGAUAUACUGAAAAACCUGAGGGCUGCUCUUGAAUCCACUUCCAUUGGAGAAAGCUAUUCUUCCACCACAGUGACUUCCAAGAUUGGGACCCCCAAUUCAGGUUUACCAGUAUGUGCAAGUACUAUGUGGAAACUCCACCAAGUCCCUGGACAUGGAAAGCCGUCUUCCUAUCACUUGAAUCUCACCACAAUGAACAGGCAAUCCUGUAGCAGUAAGGAGUCAAUUCCAGCGGAAAAGGGACAACCCUCAUUGUCACUUUGUAGGUAGAAGAAACCAUCUGACUUCUUUGACCAAUAUCAAGCGACUAGAGAAUUCCCUAGAAUGACUCUCACUGUCUUCUGCAGGACAGAAAGUACAGGAAUUCUGACCAGUCCCCAAACUCAUGAAGACAUACUGCUAGACUUUGGCAGCUGUGAAUGACCUUGGACUGGAAGUGUGAAAUAUCUCUUGAUAACUGGAUUGUUUUGUGAGUUGUUUCUCCAUAAAGUUGCCUUGCUCUCAGCAGACGUUUUAUAUGGAGAUCUUUUUUACUAAUAAUGUUAGUAUGUCUCUCACUGGAGAAGGAUAAUAAUGGGAUAUUGUUUAUUGGACAAACAAGUCUGAUAGUGGAUAUACAUUACAUACAAGCUUAGAGGCUAAAACAUUUCUUUCCUCAAACCUGUUUAGGAUAGUUCACUAUAAAGGAAUCACAUACCUUACUAAGAGUACUUCUUGAGAAUGAAUGAAAAUGAACGUUGUCCACAUACUAUUUAAUUAAAAUGGGUAGGUGAGAUUAAGGACCAGCAGGUACACAUCUAAAGCACAAGAACGUAAUGUUAGGCCAGACGCAAGAUUCCUGGGAAGUGUAAAAUCUUGGUAUGUAGCUAGAAUGACUGCAUUCUAUUUAGUGGAUGUUUUUGUUCAGAUGGGUUUCAGAAGGAGAUUCUAAAUGCAGUUGGCAUAAAGCCUUUUGGAAGUACCAAAAGGAAGUACUAUGCCUUGGAAGUACCAAAAGGAAGUACUAAAAGAUGGUGCAGUA
Messenger RNA from Gavialis gangeticus (Gharial), 1477 nucleotides. It is a transcript of the gene HEATR4, whose product is annotated as HEAT repeat containing 4. The record is from RefSeq and is a predicted model, not a curated record. The transcript has 6 exons. The coding region runs from base 19 to 726 and encodes 235 amino acids. Lineage: Eukaryota; Metazoa; Chordata; Crocodylia; Gavialidae. Gene Ontology annotation, molecular function: oxidoreductase activity.